AACCGGUUCAUUCCUCUCUACAUUCAUACUAAAAAUGCGUCCUAUACAUUUUGUAAAAAUUUUACUUUUAGUAGCAUUUUUUAAAUUAUCAUUUGCAGAACCCGAUUCUGCCAUAAUACCGCCAUUGUUUCGAUUCGACAGUUACGAACAACAACCUGGAGUGUUCUGCAAUGUGGCUGUACAUUUGAAGCCAACUGAAAAGGACCUCGUGAAAUCGAAGCGACUCAUAGUAGUUUUUCAACGAACUUAUUUGGAGUGGGGCAUUUAUGUUAAAAAUUGUGAACAUGAACUGGCUAAUAUUAGCAGAGAAAACCAACAGCAGUUAUAUUAUCCAGCGUUCCCGAUUGAUAUCCUGUACAUAAAGUUGGAUUCCUACUUCGACGAUCAAACGAAGCAGUUUAAUAGGAAAUAUGAAACAUUAAUGAAUAUUUGUGUCAAUAAUCGAUUAAAACUCGAUUACAAUCUGACUGAGCGUAGUUACUCUGAAAUCCAGUACUGCCUAACAAACGACUCAUCGGAUCCACAGUUCAAAAUAGACUGGUGGACGAUCGCUUUUCUGCUAAUAACUUUCACUUUAAUUGCUAUCGUUUUGAUUGCCAGUAUGAUUGAUUUCUCCAUGGUUGAUAAUCGUACUAAAGAUAACCUUAUCGUCGCCCACUUCGCUAUUCGCCGAAAUUGGUCUCACCUGCUGAAGGAACCGAAAAGCAAACUGUACCAAGAUUUCGGAUACAUCGACGGACUCCGGUUUUGCGUUAACAUCUUCACUAUAUUCGUUCACUGUCUAGUGGUUGGUGCAGUGCUUCCUCUAAACAACCCUGAAAAAAUGGAAAUGAUCUUCAAAGCACCAAUUACUUUAAUCAUCAUCACAAUCGGUCCCGUGAGCGUGCAAUGCUUUUUCGUCAUAACCGGAAUGCUACAGAUGGCGAACUUUUUGAAAGACAUCCAAACGAAACCUAAAUUCGAGGGAAGCUAUUUCCGAUCAAAAGUCAUCAAUCGAUUAAUUCGAUUGUUUCCGGUUUAUUUAUUCUACCUGCUGUUCUCGAUUGUCGCCGAUUCUCUUCCCGGUGUGGUUGUAAGUCCUACUGGGUAUAGAACACUGGUCGCGGAACGAUUCAUUUGUCGCCGCCACGGAUGGAAGAACUUGCUUUUCAUUAACAACCUUCCUGAGUCAACAGAAAGUUGCUUCAGGCAUGGCUGGUAUCUGGCUGCUGAUCAGCAAUUGUUUCUCAGUUCACUAAUUUUAUUCGCAUUAAUCUGGAAGUUCCCAAAUAAAUCCAAGUUUCUGCUCUGGGUGGUAACAACGGCUUCGGUAAUCGUUCCUGCAAUCAUCGGUUACUACCAGGAAUUACACUCUUUGAUACCUAUCAAUAUGCCACAAAUGCGAACGCUGUAUUAUUAUGAACCUUGGUUCUAUCACGUUUAUCAACCAGGGUACACCAAUAUGAACGCCAUUAUGGUUGGGGUAAUUGCGGGAUAUUUGUAUCAUCAUUCUAGAAGGAGAAACAUAAAUUUGCUUAAAUCAUCGACUUAUAAAUUGAUUCGGCGAGCUACAUUUCUUACGGCUCUGUUUUUGGUCGGAUCAGUACCUUUGCUUUACGAAUAUGAAAUACCGGUUCCUUCUUUACUGAACACAAUUCAUUUUGUGUUGCUUCACAAUUGCAGUAUUGUGGCAGUCAGCCUUUGCUUUAUCCAUUGCUUCGAAAAUCCAGCAGGUCUUUUUAGACGCAUUCUAAACUCCCGAUUGCUAACUUCCCUGGGCAAGCUAUCGUACAGCGCCUAUGUGCUUCACGUUCCUUUGCUGCGGCUGAUAUUAAACUACGCUCCUGAACCUGUAGAAAUGUCGUACUCCAAAACACUUCUAUUGUGCACUGGAAUUGUUUUUGGGACUUAUCCACUAGCAUUAGUAACAUACCUUGUGAUAGAACAACCCUGCAGUCUUUUGCUUAAACACUGGUACCAAGGAAAAAAUUCGGAGAAAAAGAAAUAG
Molecule: messenger RNA, 1987 nt
Organism: Wyeomyia smithii (pitcher-plant mosquito)
Lineage: Eukaryota; Metazoa; Arthropoda; Insecta; Diptera; Culicidae
Product: regulator of hypoxia-inducible factor 1-like
Exons: 9
Coding region: 35-1987 (650 amino acids)
Molecular function (GO): acyltransferase activity, transferring groups other than amino-acyl groups
Source: RefSeq, a predicted model, not a curated record